AUGAAUGAUAUGAAUACAUUAGCAAUUCAGCAACCUGAUGCAACAGUUAUAUAUCCAGAUACAGCUGAUAAUAAUCAUGACAAUGUUAUAUAUGCAGAUUUUAAUGACGAUCUUGAUAAUCAAUGGAACACUCUAACAACAAAUAUUUCUAGUAAAGAUGAAAAAAUAAAUCUUCUUACAGUUCAACAACAAUUCACCGGAUUUUUACUUGAAAUGAGAGAAAAACACAUUUUGCCUCAAACAGUGAUCCAAUCCAUUACAACGCAUAUAAUCAAUUUACUAGAUAUCGUAGUGGAGCUUGUAGAAGAACAAGCGAAACAAGAAGGUAUGACUCAACAGCAAUCAAUAGCAACAACUAUUUCAAUUGAUGGAAUGCGCAAAACCGUAAAGCAGAUAGAACAAUCAAUCAUUGCUUCAACUCGAAAUGAGUAUCAAUUUAUACAAUCUUGCCAAAAAGUUUUCAAUUAUUCACCACCUAUAGCAAAUAAUUUAUCAUCAAAUCAUUUGAAAAAAGAAUAUUCAUAUCAUAUACCUAUACGAAACACUUUAGAGAAAAUUUUACAAAAAGAUGAAAUGAUACCACUUUUAAUUGAUAAUAUUCAACAUCAAACUUCAAUAACACAUGAUGAUCCAGAUUUAAUGUUUUCAAGACGGGAUGGUAUUAAAGGUAAAACAUUUAGUAAUCAAUCAUUUUUAAUUCAAUUAUAUGUUGAUGGCAUUGGUGUCACAAAUCCGAUAGGUCCGAAGAAGGACCAACACAAAUUGACACUUGUAUACUUCAUGUUAGAAGAUAUACCGGAUAUCUUUCGAUCUACGUUACAAUGUAUUAAUCUUGCAGCUAUUUGUUAUACAAAAUAUUUGAAUAAAGAUGAAAAACUUAGAAAAUUUUAUGAUCCGAUUGUAAAUGAUUUGAAUGAUUUGCAAUCUACUGGUUUAAUAUUUAAUACAUUCAACAGUCAAUUACAUUUUACAUUUACGACAAUUGCUGCUGAUAAUUUAGCUGCACAUGAAAUCGUUGGUAUGCAACAAACAUUUAGUUCUGGAUAUUUUUGCAGGAGGUGUUUAGUAACCUAUGAAAAUCGACUUAUACCAUUAACCGAUAUUCACUUCAUUCAACGAACACAUCCUCAACAUACAAAAUGUUUACAAUUACUUGAAAAGAAUCCACAUAUAAAAUCAAUGUAUGGUGUUAUUGGUCCAAGUCCACUUGAUAACUUAAUAAAUUUUGACACAACUGCUUCUUUGCCGGGAGAUGUAAUGCACGAUUAUUUCGAAGGUAACUAUUCAUAA
Molecule: messenger RNA, 1290 nt
Organism: Rotaria sp. Silwood2
Lineage: Eukaryota; Metazoa; Rotifera; Eurotatoria; Philodinida; Philodinidae
Source: the annotation of a GenBank genome assembly